Pelecanus crispus (Dalmatian pelican) is the source of this 395-nucleotide messenger RNA. Lineage: Eukaryota; Metazoa; Chordata; Aves; Pelecaniformes; Pelecanidae. The record is from RefSeq and is a predicted model, not a curated record.
CCCAUCACUUCAUCGCAGCGACGGCGUGCCAGGAGGCAGACUACGGCUGGAUGAUCCGGCACUACUGCCUGAAGCAGUUCCAGCUCAGCAUGGAGGGCAUCGGGCAGCGGCUCUGGUGUGACUGGGACGAGACUGUGGGCACCUACGGAGAGCUGACGAACUGCACGGCGCUGAUCGCCGAGAGGCUCGACUGCUACUGGCCCAACCGGCUGGUGGACGAGUUCUUCGUGGCCGUCCACAAGCAGUACUUCAGGAACUGCUCCCCCUCCGGCCGGGCGCUACACGACCCCCCCAAUGGCAUCCUCUGCCCCUUCAUCCUGCUGCCCGUCCUCGUCACCCUGCUGAUGACUGCGCUGGUGGUGUGGAGGAGCAAACGCAGCGAGGGCAUCGUGUAG